Aspergillus chevalieri is the source of this 1110-nucleotide messenger RNA. It is a transcript of the gene ESF2, whose product is annotated as RNA-binding ATPase activator ESF2. Gene Ontology annotation, cellular component: nucleolus. Gene Ontology annotation, biological process: endonucleolytic cleavage to generate mature 5'-end of SSU-rRNA from (SSU-rRNA, 5.8S rRNA, LSU-rRNA); small-subunit processome assembly; endonucleolytic cleavage in 5'-ETS of tricistronic rRNA transcript (SSU-rRNA, 5.8S rRNA, LSU-rRNA). Lineage: Eukaryota; Fungi; Ascomycota; Eurotiomycetes; Eurotiales; Aspergillaceae. Bases 1 to 1110 code for a protein of 369 amino acids. Gene Ontology annotation, molecular function: RNA binding. The transcript has a single exon. The record is from RefSeq and is a predicted model, not a curated record.
AUGACAACCCGCAAGCGCAACGAAUUUCUCGAUCCAAUCUCCGACGAAGAUGAAGGCAGCGAAGCCGGAUACGACUCCGAAGCGGCAGAGGAGACGAAAGGCCGGGGUAUGAAGCGGCGACGAACGGAGCCGUCGCGCGGGUUCUUAGACACUGGUAGCGAGGAUGGUGAGGAUGAGGAGGGGGUGUCUGAUGGUGGGGUUUCGGAUGAUGAAGACGAGAAAGUUUCGCGAGCGAGAGGGAAGGGCAAGGGUAAAACCAAGGCAGCGGAUCGCAAGAAGAGCGCCGACGAAGAUGAAGACGACGACGACAAUGACAACAAUGAAGAUGAAGAACAACGCGAGAGCGAAAGAGAAGAAGCCCAGUACCUCGACACAACAACCAGCGACCGCCCACCAAAAGACAAACCCCUAAAACCCAGACCUCUCGACAAAACCAAACCCCCCAAGAAAAACAAAACCGGCGUCAUCUACUUCUCCUCCCUCCCCCCCUACCUCCGUCCCUUCGCUCUGAAGCAUAUGUUAGAAUCCAGAAGCUUUACUGGGAUAACGAAAGUCUUCCUAAACCCCGCCGUACCCUCUGCCUCUGCGCCACGGCGCCGCUCUAACAAACGCAAAACUUACUCUGACGGCUGGGUGGAAUUCGCGUCAAAGAAGACCGCGAAGCUCUGCGCGGAGACGCUCAAUGCAACGAUCGUGGGUGGCAAAAAGGGCGGGUGGUACCAUGAUGAUGUAUGGAAUAUGAAGUAUCUGCGGGGGUUUAAGUGGGCGGAUCUGAUGGAGCAGGUGCAGCGGGAGAAGAGUGAGAGGGAGGCGAAGAGGAGGGUUGAGGAUGCGCGGGCGAGGAAGGAGGAGAAGGUCUUUGUGGAGGGAGUUGAGAGGGGUAGGGUGUUUGAUGGGAUGGCGAGGAAGAAUGAGGAGAAGAAACGGAGGAUGCCGGAGGCGGAUGUGCCUGAAGAGAAAGGGCAAGGGAAUGGUGAGGGGGAGAAGAAGGGGAAUGUUCGAAGGUUGUUUAAGCAGAAUGAGGUUAAGACGCCGAGGGAUAGGAUUAAAGAUGAUGGGGCUGCUGCGCUGGGGGAGGAUACGAAGAGAGUGCUGGGCAAGAUUUUUUGA